This is a messenger RNA of Nerophis lumbriciformis (worm pipefish), 522 nucleotides long. Its product is annotated as protein S100-A1-like. The record is from RefSeq and is a predicted model, not a curated record. Gene Ontology annotation, molecular function: calcium-dependent protein binding; calcium ion binding. NCBI's taxonomy places the organism in Eukaryota, Metazoa, Chordata, Actinopteri, Syngnathiformes, Syngnathidae. Gene Ontology annotation, cellular component: cytoplasm.
ACACACACACACACACACACACACACACACACACUGCACCGCUCGGGCAGGGCGUUGCCGGUCUAUAAAACCUCUGCUGCACUUUGGGUCAACUUCUGUUCAUCAUUUCCCUCCUGUGCUGACGUUCCCCCUCAGUGCAAGCCCACUUGAAGCGACCAUGCCUUCGGAACUAGAGAUCGCCAUGGAGUCCCUCAUCACCGUGUUCCACCGUUACGCCUCCAGGGACGGCAAGGGGACCCUCAACCGGCGGGAGCUGCGGGAACUGAUGGAGAACGAGCUGUCCAACUUCCUCCGAUCCCAGAAGGACCCCGCUGCCGUGGACAAGAUCAUGAAGGACUUGGACACAAACGGGGACGGCCAGGUGGACUUUGAGGAGUUUGUGUCAUUAGUGGUCGGACUCUCCAUAGCUUGCGAGCAGUGCUACAAGUUGCAAAUGAAGCAGAAGGCCAGGAAGUGAAUCCUGCAAGAGGACGUGUUUUAUGUGUGUAGUCCAUUAAAUGUCCCAACUGGGUUUCCAACUUC